UCAAUUAAUCUCGCCACCACGCGCUUACACAACCGCGUCUAGUUAAUCCCCCUGCCCUUGCUAUAUAUCCCACCCACCAGCCACCACAAAUCCACCAAAUCCAUCCCACCCAAACAAAUCUCGCCCCCAACCUCGCCGCCGUCACCGGAAUCCCGCCGAAUCUCCACACCCAGCACCCACCCAAGGACUCCUCCGGCAGCGAUGGGCGCCGCGAGCCGCUGCACGUCGUGCCUGUGCUGCCCCUUCAAGUGCCUGGCCUGCGGCCUCUUCAGCUGCCUCUGCAGCAUCCUCAUCACCCUCCUCGUCAUCGCCGGGGUCCUCGCCCUCGUCCUCUACUUCAUCUUCCGCCCGCACAUGAUCGCCGCCACCGUCGACUCGGCCUCGCUCGCCACCUUCACCCUCUCCCCGUCCUCCGCGCUCGCCUACAACCUCACCGUCGCCAUGACCGUCCGCAACCCCAACAAGCGGGUCGGCCUCUACUACGACAACGUCGAGGCCCUCGCCCUCUACGAGGGCCAGCGCUUCGGGUUCGCGCCCAUUGAUUCGUUCUACCAGGGCACCGAGGAGUCGAGGCAGCUCACGCCGGUGUUUGGCGGCCAGCAGGUGCUCGAGGGCGACGUCACCGCCGCCAACUUCCGCACGCAGCAGUCCGCCGGCGCGUUCGACGUCGAGGUCAAGCUCAACGCCAGGCUCCGGGUCAAGGUCUGGUCCUUCAAGGUGCGCGGGCCCCGGGCCCGGAUCAGCUGCCCGCUCUCGCUACCCGCCCCCGGCGCCGCCUCCCCGCCCGCCUUCAAGCCCGUCGACUGCAAAGUCUGGUUCUGAUUCCAGGCUCUUUCGCUGCUCCUGAUUGAUUGAUUCGUUGGGGGAUCUGCUCUGCCGUGGUACAUCUUCCUGCUAGAGAUUUUCGGUGGUGGUUUACCUAUCUAGAAGACUAUCUGCUAUAGCAUUCGAUUAGCAUGCACAUAUUAUCGAUCCAUCCAUUACCUGUUCGCUUGGUUCUUUUUAUUACUAGUACUAUCAUACAGUACUCUAUCGGUUAUACUUUGGGAUCCUGCUAUUCCUUGCAUCUGUGUUGAUAUGUUCACCAUAUAUAUUCAGAUUUGUCCAUUAUUAGUUUA
This is a messenger RNA of Lolium rigidum, 1118 nucleotides long. RefSeq names its product NDR1/HIN1-like protein 2. The transcript has a single exon. The record is from RefSeq and is a predicted model, not a curated record. The coding region runs from base 202 to 822 and encodes 206 amino acids. Lineage: Eukaryota; Viridiplantae; Streptophyta; Magnoliopsida; Poales; Poaceae. Gene Ontology annotation, biological process: defense response to other organism.